Molecule: messenger RNA, 384 nt
Organism: Pyricularia oryzae 70-15
Lineage: Eukaryota; Fungi; Ascomycota; Sordariomycetes; Magnaporthales; Pyriculariaceae
Exons: 2
Coding region: 1-384 (127 amino acids)
Source: RefSeq, a predicted model, not a curated record
AUGAACGCCGCAACUGCCCGCGGCAUCAAGGAGGACAAGGAAGGCAGGCAAGGCAGAAACCGCGCCGGCUCUCUGCAGUCCAAGCAGCCCGAGUGUGACCAACGCUGCUGGAUCGAGUACAUGGACGAGUGUUGGAGCUUUGCCGCCAAGGGCGCCCGCGUCGUGGUCAUCAACCUUGGGCCACCGGGGCGCGGUGGCGCUCAAGAUGAGGAAGAGGAGCGCCAAGACUUCAUCGGCGCCUACGUGGUCGAGCUCCGCCAGCGAAGAUCGGGCGAGGAGGAAAACAUAAACGCCGCCAUAAACGUCGGCGUCAAGUCGGGUGGCCUGUCAAUCUGGGAUCAGCUCGAGAUCCACGAUGACUUUGAGUGGAUUAGCGAUAUAUAG